CCCUCUUGAGCGAAUUGUGUGGGCAAGGCCUGUGGAGCACCAGCAGCAGUGAGUGGAAGCAAGACAACAAGCCAACAUGGGCAAUGUAGCAUCUGACAUGGCUACUUCGGCAGCAUCUUCAGCCUUUAUAUGCUCAAGUCGGUUCUGCCUUCGUCAUGGGAGCGGCGGCUGUUCAAGUAUGCUCUUCGUCGUGCCGUUGGUCCUUACCUCCUCUCCGAGCUACGAUUGGAUCAAUUAGAUGGCUCGGCUACAGAAGGUGCCCUCUCUCUCAAUGAUCUCGAACUCAAUCCUGUGGCUCUCAACUCGUUUCUCAUGCAAUCGCCUUUCAAGAUCUCCUCUGGCUACCUUGGCUCUGUCGCCGUAGAGCUUGAUUGGGCAAACCUGCUCGAUGCACCUUGCGAUGUCACAGUUGACCGCCUCGAGCUAGCUCUCGUCUCCAAUGAUUCGCUCUCGCCAGACUCCCCCCUUCAUCCAGACAAUCUUCUUGCCGCACACGCUGUUCUUGCCCCUCCCUCGGCAGAUGAGCUGGCAGAGGCAUUCAUGGCCGAAGAACGCUCUGCUGGUGUCGCCUCUGUCUUUACUGCGGAUCCGCUGGCAGACGCAGACUACGAGCCGGUCUCACCGACGGCCUCCUCACCGCCGCGCGAGAUGCCCCGUGCUGCCGCUUACGGCUCGGCCUCCGACUCAGCCGCACCGCCCGACGCCCUCGACGGCGUCGCCACCCUCGCCGACCUCAUCUACACCAUCGUCAACAAGGUCUCGGUCUCGGUCAACCAGAUCGCCAUCCGCCUCGAGCACUACUCGCCUCGUGCCUCUACCCGGUCCGUCAUCCUCAUCACCAUCCCACUCCUCAAGCUGGUCGACGAGACGCCGCCAGGCGGCUCGCCGCGCCCGCCGCUCUGGCACAAGGCCCUCCGCUUCUUCGGCUGGAAGGUCCAGCUUGUCGAGCACGACGCCCCGGUCCCGCCAGCCUUUGUCGGCGCCUUUGAUCCAGCCGAAUCGGUGCUCUUUGCUGCCGCCGCCGCUGUCACCGCUCCCGCGAGCGCGCCGCUGCCCACCAUUGCUGUCGGUGACCCGGCAACCGCCUCGGAGCUCCGUCUUACUCUCCGCAACGACAAGGCCGAUGACCCCCUCCCGCCUACCGCGGUCCCUGACUACGACCUCGACAUCCACAUCGCCUCGGCCUCGUUUGCUCUCUCCGCUGCGCAGCUGGAGCUCGUCCUCGAGGUUCUCGACGCCUACUCGCUUCCCACCCCUGCUCCGGACGCCGACGCUGAUGUCGACGCUGAGUGCCCGUCGCCGCCGUCGUCGCCAUCGCCGUUCCCACUCAAACUCCGAGCUCGCGUUGAUGCCGUCUCGCUCGUCCUUAUCUACGACGCCUUUUUCGAUCUUGUCGAUGCAGAGCUUGCCUCUGGUGCUCCCACCCCGCGCGGCUUUGCCACAGGCACCGAGUCAGACUGGGACGUCGACAACCCAGACCUCGCGUCGUCAGUCUCGUCGUCGUUUCUCGGCCUCGACCGCGACGACUCGGCCUCGCUCGCCACCUCGAUGUGUCGCUCCUCGCUCGCCUCCUCUGUCUGGCACUCGGCCGUCCUCGACGUCGUUGAGCCAGGAGACCUCGACUCGGCCCUUGCGUCGGUCGACCACAUGGCAAUUCAGCUUGAUGCUCUUAGCUGUGGCCUCUCGCUCGUCAAUGCUCCAGCGCCUGAGACCAACGUCGUCGUCACCGCCGCAUCACUAGCUGUCUCAGAAGUGCUCGCAGGAAAGUCGAUUGCUGUCGCCUCGCUUGCGCCGCCCUCGCCCGAGGCCGCCACCCUCGUCCCACAUGCUCUCUGCGCCACUGUGGUGCUUGGAUGUGCGUUACCGCCGCCGCCGCUCCGCAUCGAGCUCCUCCACCCACUCUCCCUCGAGCUGGAUCUCCGCAUUCUUGAUCGCUUGGGACCGUUCCUCGCGCCCUCGCCCGUUGUUGCCGCCCAUCGCAUGGCCUCACUUCUCGCAGACCUCGAUGCCAUUCGCAGCCAGCCGACCCCAUCGUUCUCCAUCGCAGAGCUUCUCGCCGCAAAGGCGCCGCUGGUCGACGCGCUCUUUGCCAGCCCCGCAACGCCUUCGGACGACGACCUUGCUGCAGCUCUUCCUAUCACGCUUGUCGUUCCUUUCGCGGCGCUCCAGCUCAAGUUUCCGGUCCUUGCCAGCACCCGCAAUGCUGUCCAUUCCGAGCGUCUGGUCAUCACGGCCAAGGACCUCGUCGUCGACAUCCCGCCCUCGCCCGACCUUCGCCUCGUUGUCUCCGCUAGCGAGCUCAACUGCGCCCUCGACGACCUCGACUUUGCUACUCUUGGUUCUCGUGACUCCCGCAUCACGCUCGACAUCGCCGUCUCAUCAUCUGUCUCGGUCAUGCUCGGUCUCGACGAGCCUGGUGACGAGCCCGUGUCGGACUCUCCGCCGGCAGUCCACGCCACCUCGGUCCCGCUCACCACGCCCGACGAGCCGCACCCGAUCUUUGGCGCUGCUCGGGCCUCGUCCAUUCGCGGCGUCUUCUCUACCCUCGUUUCCACCUUUGAGGGCGCCUCGCAGCGGUACGCCGCGCCCAGUCGCGCCGAGGCAGCCGACCUGCAGGCUGCCACCCUCGCCUCUGCUCAGUACGCCAUCACGGUAUCCCUUCCUGCUGCUGCCAUCACCCUCUCCAAGCGGACGUACGACAUCCUCUACGCCCGGUUCAUGGAGCUGCUGGCUGUCCUCGACGUCGCCGCCUCGCGUGACCUCGCCAUUCUCCGCCACAAGCUCGUCCAGGAGCGCAAGCUCAAGGCCGCCAUUGUUGCAGCGCGGACGCAAGACAUCCGCGACGCCGGAAGCGACGCCAACUCGCACUCCAACGACGAGUUCUUUGAUGCGCUCGCUGUCACCUCGUCGUCUGACGAGCUUGGUCUGCUCGAUCGCGCCACGCCACCGCCGCUCCUCUCAGCCUCGACCUCGUCGUCAGGCACAGUCUCGGACGACAUGCUCGAGUCAGCGCUCUUCCAGUCGAUGCUAGGUGUGGCGCCUGGUCACGGCAUGACUCAGGACGAGCUCGCCCGCUCGAUCCUAACCGCCGUCCCGCACCAGCGCCCACUCGACGACUCAGACGACGCCAGCGCUGAUGAGGCGCAACAGCCAGCCACCAAGCCGCACGUCGUCAUUCCGCCUGCUACCCAAUCACCGGCCGACGACACCUCGGCCUACGACCUGUUGCUUGCCUCGCAGCCGACUGCAGACUCGGGACUUGCCCUCCUCCUCACCGUCGACGCACUGAGCCUUGUUCUUGUCGAGGAGCUCGCCCCGUACGACAACGAGGCCGAGUCAUCUGACCACCUCCACACGUAUACCAUUGUCGCCGACUCGCUGCGGCUCUUUCAGGCCGGCCAGUUCCGCUCGCAGCACCUGGCGUACACCACGGUCGAGCUGAGCGGCAUCGCCGUUACCGACAACAGUGUCUCAGUCGUGCGAACGUGUCCGGUCCUCACCUCAAACGAUGCCGAGCGAGCUGGCGCGCUCCGCGUCUCGGUCCUCGGCAACGCCACCCCGCGCGCUGCACUUCCUGACAUGCUCAUUGCGCUUGAGGCGUGGCGGCUCGAGCUCGUCAUACGGCUCCAUGACGAGACCGCCACCCGAAUGGCAAGCUUCUUUGGCCCGCCGCUCGCUUGGCCGCAGGUGGCCUUCCCGCCGCUCCCGUCGACGCCUGGUGUCCUCAACUUUCAGGCCGUCGUUCACGAUGCUGCCCUCCGCUACACCCCGCGCCACCAUCCGGCCGCACUCAUUGUUGCCGCCUCGCAGCUCCGGGUCUCGACCAACAUGGUCGAUGGUGCCAAGAGCUUUGGCCUCGAGCUUGCCUUUCACGACGCCACCGGAUAUCUCCACGAUGACCAGACUGCGCUUGCAGAGCGCGAGCUUGGCCCGGCUGCGGAGAGCGCCUACUCGUUCGACGCUCACUUUGAACGCUGCCUUGGCGCCGCCCGCAUCGCCGCCCUCGACUACGCGCAGCUCUUCAUCCGCACCAGCGACGAGCCCGAUGUCGCCCGUUCCGGUCCGGCCUUUGAGCUCCGGGUCUCCAACGAACUCCUCCGCCUUGACCUCUGCCGCGACUCGCUCCACAUCGUCAACGAUCUCAUCACCUACCUCGGCGCAGGCAUGGACUGGCUCGAUGCCGACCAGCUGCAAGCUGCGCUUGACGAUGCCGCUGCUGCUUUGGAUGCCCGUAACGUUGCUCGUGCCCGUGCUCACGCCAACACCACCACCGUCGGCGCCACCGACAAUGUCGUUGUCGCGGCGCAGUCUGAGGCAGCCGCCGCUGCGGCCCCCGCCGCCGGCUCGCCAGACAUGUUUGACGCUCUUGAAGCUGAGGCUUUUGCGUCGGACGAUGGCUCAUCCGGGCCCGACCUCAUCGCGCUCGCUGCCGAAGAGCUGUUUCCCGGCGAGGCGCCUGGCGAUCGGAACGCGGCUGCCCUAACCGGUGGUGAGCCUGGUUUGGCCGCUCUCGGCGAGUCAAACGCCUCAGUCUACCACGACGCGCUGCCGAUGGUCGAGGAUUACUUUGGGCCUGGCGAGGCAGCUCGCGUCGCAGCACCACCGCAUCUUCGCAAAAAACGUGUGACCAUUGUGGAGACGCCGAUCGAGCUCCCGCCGUCGAUUCACGUCGGCGUCGCGCCUGCCGCUGACAAUGACGACGACUGGUUUGUCUUUGACAUCGAGAUUGACGACGACGCCGCAGAGUACUACGACACCGUCACAGCGUCGUCCAAGUCGGUCCCGGUCGGCGAGCUCCCCACCACCGUCCGGGUCAAUCGUCAGGCUGGCCUCGCCUCGGACACAACCAUCCGCUCGGUCUACAGCCUCGACCACGCAGACGCCGAUGGCGGCCGCGUUGUCGAGUCCGGGAACGUCACCAUUGUCUCGAGACUGAGCGCCGGUGAGGCCAUCCCUAUGGUCGAGAACUACUUUGCCCGUCCGGCGCUCCUGCCCGGGCGCGCCACCGGCGAAGCUGCGCUUGAGGACAAUCUCGACUCGGUCAUCACCCUCAACGACAUCAGCAUUGUCAUUGCCCUUCACGACGGCCUCGACUUUGGUGACGGUUCGGAGCCGCGCAUGGCCGAUGCCGUCGAGUUUUGCUUCUCGCACGCAUUUGUGCGGAGCGCGAGCUACACGCCAGCGUCGGCCAAAGUCUCGUCGCUCACAGUCUCCAUCAAGGACUUGGAGAUUGUGGACGGCCUCUCGUCGUCGGUCCACCACAAGGUCCUCACAUAUCUUGAGUCUGAGGAGACGCCGCGGCGCGCCGGCUCGGCGAUGAUCUCGGCUCGCUACGACCUCGUGCUCCCGGCCGAGUCGGCAUCGGCCGCCGAUGCCGAGGUCCAGCUCAAGGUCUCGCUCCUCCCGCUCCGGCUCAACAUCGACCAGGACGUCGCCGAGCUUGUCGUCUCGGCCGCGCUCCAUAGCGCCCGGCCCGAGCUCCGCGGUGUGCUGGAGCUUGUCGAACAGCACGCAGCGGUCUCGGUCGAGCUGGCCGCGGGUGAGUCUUGCUCGGCCGAAUACUCGGCCGACGAUGACGCCGAGAGCGAGGAGACAUUUGUCCAGUACGUCGAGAUCUCCAAGCUUGAGCUGCGGGUCGACUACAACCCAAAGCGACUCGACUACGAGCGACUGUGGAACCGCGAAGGCGUCGAGGACGUGUUGCAGUUCUUCAAUCUUGUGCCUAUCGACGACAUGGCGCUCGUUCUCGCUCCGGUCAAGCUCGCCGGCAUGGCAGGAUGGCCGGCAGUCGUUGCAGGGAUCAUCGAGGUGUGGCGGCCCAAGGACCGCUCCGACGUCCUUCGCAUGCUGCCGGGCCUGGUGGGUGGCAUCUCGCCGCUGCGGCCCAUCAUGAACGUUGGGACCGGCUUUGCUGAGCUUGUCAUGCUCCCCAUCGAGCACUACCAACGCGACGGGCGGGUCAUGUACGGCCUCCAGCGCGGGGCGACAUCGCUUCUCCGCCGCGCCGCCUUUGAGGCUGCAAAUGUUUCGGCCCACCUCUCGGUCGGCGCCCAGGUUGUCCUCGAACAGGCUGAUGACCUGCUCACUCCCGCCCACCUCUCCAACCGCGACGGGCCGUCCGUCUCCAAGUUUGCCGCUCAGCCGGGCUCGGUCUCUGAAGGCGUGCGCGAGGCAUAUCGCUCGUUUACCCGUGGCCUCACAGACGCCGCUGCCACCAUCUUUGCCGUUCCCCUCCGUGAGUACCACCAAACUGGCACUGGCGGCAUGGUCAAGUCGGUCAUUCGCGCCGUCCCGGUUGCCAUCCUCCGCACCGGCAUGGGCACGACCGAGGCGCUCUCCAAGACCUUGCUCGGCGUCACAAACUCGCUCGAUCCGUUCCGCUUCCGUAAGCUCGCCAUCAAGUACAAGGUCCCGCCCCGUCAAUGAACGCCCAGACGCACCACCUCGUGCGAGAACCGU
Messenger RNA from Thecamonas trahens ATCC 50062, 6459 nucleotides. RefSeq lists its product as uncharacterized. Gene Ontology annotation, cellular component: extrinsic component of membrane; phagophore assembly site. Gene Ontology annotation, molecular function: phosphatidylinositol-3-phosphate binding. The coding region runs from base 130 to 6426 and encodes 2098 amino acids. Gene Ontology annotation, biological process: piecemeal microautophagy of the nucleus; reticulophagy; autophagosome assembly. The record is from RefSeq and is a predicted model, not a curated record. The transcript has a single exon. NCBI's taxonomy places the organism in Eukaryota, Apusomonadida, Apusomonadidae.